GUGUGAGCGACGUAAGCUUUUUUUUUACGUGCGCGCUCCCGAGCGAAGGUCUUCGCGGGUUUAGGCUCUUUGUGAAGAGGAGGCACGAAAAGAACCGGAUAACCGGUGUAGCUUCAGCAUGGCGGACGACAAGCCCAAGGAAGGAGUCAAGACCGAAAAUAAUGAUCAUAUCAAUUUGAAAGUGGCUGGUCAGGAUGGUUCGGUUGUGCAGUUUAAAAUAAAGAGGCAUACACCACUCAAUAAACUCAUGAAAGCCUACUGUGAACGACAGGGAUUGUCAAUGAGACAGAUACGAUUUCGAUUUGAUGGUCAGCCAAUCAAUGAGACAGACACACCAGCACAGCUGGAGAUGGAGGAUGAAGAUACAAUUGAUGUUUUCCAGCAACAGACUGGUGGAACUUUCUGAGACAAGCCUCUAACAUAGCCUCUCACCUGCUGCCUCCACGGCCCAAAUCCAAACUGUUUGUCUACAUCCCCCACCCCUUCUUUACUGUACAUAAAUAUCGGGUGGAUGUGUGUCAUUCUAGGAGUUAAAUCUAUAUAUAUUUUUUGUUCAAUUUUCUUUUGACUAACAAAUACUUUUGGACCAAGAAAAUGCAAAGUUCAAAGAUGGUGUUCUUUCAUAGUCUCCUCAUCUCUGCCUGGUUUUCAUGUGCUCUCUUCUUAUUCCAGUAAAUUAUUUUGCUUUUACAAGGAAACAGAAAAAGUACCUGUCGCUGAGAACUCGGCUCAAAGUGCAUUGCCACAUUGUGCUGUGUUUCUUUGCAUGUGCUUCUGGCAGUUUAAAGGUUAAGGCACACGUAAGGAGAGAAUGUACUUCACAAUUGGAUUUUUUUUUUAACUGAUAACUAUUUUAUACCUUUUUGUAUGUAGCUGUUACGUGUAACCAGGUGAAUAACUAGGAAUAUAUAAAGAAAAUACACACUUUAGGUAGUUUUCCCUUUAAGAUCUGACAUCUUGUUGUUUAAAUAAAUCUUGUUUAAAGUUGUA
This is a messenger RNA of Spea bombifrons (plains spadefoot toad), 990 nucleotides long. It is a transcript of the gene SUMO2, whose product is annotated as small ubiquitin like modifier 2. The transcript has 4 exons. The record is from RefSeq and is a predicted model, not a curated record. Gene Ontology annotation, molecular function: protein tag activity; ubiquitin-like protein ligase binding. Gene Ontology annotation, cellular component: nucleus. Lineage: Eukaryota; Metazoa; Chordata; Amphibia; Anura; Pelobatidae. Bases 119 to 406 code for a protein of 95 amino acids. Gene Ontology annotation, biological process: protein sumoylation.